This is a messenger RNA of Gilbertella persicaria, 1134 nucleotides long. RefSeq names its product histidinol-phosphate aminotransferase. Gene Ontology annotation, molecular function: L-histidinol-phosphate:2-oxoglutarate transaminase activity; pyridoxal phosphate binding. Gene Ontology annotation, biological process: L-histidine biosynthetic process. Bases 1 to 1134 code for a protein of 377 amino acids. The transcript has 2 exons. The record is from RefSeq and is a predicted model, not a curated record. Lineage: Eukaryota; Fungi; Mucoromycota; Mucoromycetes; Mucorales; Choanephoraceae.
AUGCCUUUUGAUCUUACUCAAGUAAUUCGCCCUAAUAUCCUCGCAUUAAAGCCCUAUCGCUGCGCACGUGACGAUUUCAGUGAAGGUGUUUUGUUGGAUGCCAAUGAAAAUGCAUAUGGCCCUGCUUUAAGUACAGAGCAAGCAGGCGACUUGAAUAGAUAUCCCGACCCAUACCAAUCCCAAGUUAAAGAACGUAUUCUCAAGUUGCGUAAUCUUAAGUCUACCAAGAACCUGUUCUUGGGUGUUGGUUCUGACGAAGUUAUUGACUUGUUAAUCCGUAUUGCCUGCGUUCCUGCUAAAGACAAGAUCUUGAUCACUCCUCCUACUUAUGGCAUGUAUUCUGUAUGUGCUCAAAUUAAUGAUGUUGAAGUUGUCAAGUCAGCUUUGAAUGUAGAAAAUGGGGUUUAUCAACUUGACCUGGAUAAUGUUUUUAGUGCUAUCAAAUCGAAUCCCGAAAUCAAGAUUGUGUUUUUAUGUUCUCCCGGUAAUCCUACUGGUACUUGUCUCAGCCAUGCUAGUAUUCGCACAGUUCUUGAAUCAGAUUAUUCAGGCAUUGUAGUAGUAGAUGAAGCUUAUGUUGAUUUUGUUGAUAAAGAAGAAGGUUCUGUUGCUACUUGGGUCGACAAAUACCCCAAUUUGGUAGUAAUGCAAACCCUGAGUAAGAGUUUUGGUUUGGCUGGUAUUCGUGUGGGUAUUGCUGUUGGCCAUUCAGACAUCAUUCAAAUCUUGAACAACACAAAGGCGCCUUACAACAUUGGUACACCCAGUGCCUUAUUGGCUGCGGAAGCACUUUCUGACGAAGGCUUACAAAAGAUGUUUGAAUAUCGUAAACGCUUGAUUAAUCAACGUGGAUUUUUGAUUGAAAAAUUGAAUGCCUUCAAAGACACAGGCCGCAUUUUGGGUGGAAAUGAUGCUAACUUUGUCCUUGUUGAAAUUCUUGACAAGACCACUAGAAAACCUUCUAAUGAGCGUGCUCACAAAGUAUAUUUAAUGAUGGCAGAAUCUCUUGGUGUUGUUGUUCGCUUUAGAGGUACAGAAUAUGGCUGUGAAAGUUGUCUAAGAAUCACCGUUGGUACUGAAGAAGAAAACGAAAAGAUGCUUGCUAUGUUGCAAAAGGCUUUAGAUGCUAACUAG